Molecule: messenger RNA, 9660 nt
Organism: Anas platyrhynchos (mallard)
Lineage: Eukaryota; Metazoa; Chordata; Aves; Anseriformes; Anatidae
Source: RefSeq, a predicted model, not a curated record
CCUUUCCAGCACCGCAUGGCUGCUCCCAGCUCCCUCCCCGUAUCACCUCGCCGGGCUCCCCCGUGCUGAGCGCGCCCCGUUUCCACCUGCUGGGUAGAGCGGGAAGCCCUAAUACAAACCCAAAACAGUACGCUCUGCCCUAUGGGCUGGUACAGGCCGAGCCGAGCCAGGCUGGGGGAGAACCCAGGCGCUCCCUGGGCCCGCCUCGGUGCGGGGCGGGUUCAGCACCGCGGCCAGCUCCGGGCCGGCCUCAGGACCCCGGCCCCAGGAGGCAGCCCCCGAGCGGCCGGGCAGCGGCGCCCCCCCGCGCCGAGGGUCCCCCCCGUUUCGACAGGAGGGGGGGGGGGGGUGUAUGGAGGGGAAGCCCCCGCCUAGGUCGCGCUGCGGAAUGGGAAGGGAUGGAUAUUAGGGCGGGGAAGGAUGCCGAGGGCACCGGUGGUCCCUUGGUCCCUCUCCUCUCCCCUAUCACUCCAAAGCGACCCCCACCAACGCCCCCCAACACACACACCUCCCUCAACCGCAGACAGGGAGUGCACCAGGCUGCUUCCCGCGGGCCCUGGCAGCGCCUGGGGCCGCGCUCGGGAGCCGUGCAGGGGCCGGCGGGGCGGGGAAGCAGGGGGCGGCCGGAGGUAGCGGGGACACCCCCCUCCGCUGCCGCCGCCAGCGCCCCGGGUCCCCGCUGCCCCCCUGCAGUUGCUGCGGAGGGGGGCUGAGGCGCGCCGCGGCCGUGCCGGGGUGUAGCUCGUUCCCGAUGCCGCUGUUUGUCGCCGAGUUUUGAAGAGAUUUAUUGGCUGGCUCUUGCUAAGCCACGCUUGAGUAAUCCGAGCUGCUGCGCGCCGUGGUGAAGCCCGGAGGGGGGGAACGUCACUCCCUCUGGCAGCGGAGCAACAUUAGUCUUCCAGCCCUCCAACCACCGCUACAGCGUCGGAAACUGCCGGGUCACAGCCAUUUGCUUUGGAAAAUUGGCGAUGUUUGGUGCUAGAGAUCGAUUACCCUUGUAAUCUUCCCCCCCUCCUCCUCCUGCUUACCCCACCCCUACCCGCCCAGACAAUAGCGUCCGAGGUCCUCCAGGAAAAAAAAAAUAGAAAAGAAAGCGAGGAAAGAAAGAAAGAAAAAGAAAGAAACUGGGGGAUGGAUCUGACUCCGAUAGGAAAAGCGUGUGUCUAGAAGUGGUGCUAAUGGGAAGAGAUUUCCGAGCUCCGGAGGACGAUGAUUUGUCACAAAGGGUAGCUGGCUCUGUGCUUUGGGCUGGAGCCGUGUAGGAGAUCCUUGGAGAAGUCAUUGUGCACAGAAAACCGAAGAUCUGUACAAACAUGCCUGUUCGCAGAGGUCAUGUGGCACCACAAAAUACAUUUUUGGGCACAAUCAUACGAAAAUUUGAAGGGCAAAAUAAAAAAUUCAUUAUUGCUAAUGCUAGAGUGCAGAAUUGUGCUAUCAUCUACUGCAAUGAUGGAUUCUGUGAGAUGACUGGGUUCUCCAGGCCAGAUGUCAUGCAGAAACCUUGCACCUGUGAUUUUCUUCAUGGACCAGAGACUAAAAGACAUCAUAUUGCUCAAAUUGCUCAAGCACUGCUGGGGUCAGAGGAGAGGAAAGUGGAAGUCACCUAUUAUCACAAAGAUGGAUCUACCUUCAUCUGCAACACCCACAUAAUUCCAGUGAAAAAUCAAGAGGGAGUAGCAAUGAUGUUUAUUAUUAACUUUGAGUAUGUAACAGAUGAAGAGAAUGUUGCGUCUCCCGAGAAGUGCAACCCAAUAUUGCCAUCCAAACUUGUAAAUCAUGGUAACAACCUUUCGAGUGGCUCUUCUUCAGGCAAACUUUUUGGAUUCCGGUUACCUGGAUUGAGACUUUUAACAUACAGAAAGCAGUCCUUACCACAGGAGGACCCUGAUGCAGUGAUAAUCGACUCAUCCAAGCACAGUGAUGACUCAGUAGCUAUGAAGCACUUUAAAUCACCUACAAAAGAAAGUUGUAGUCCUUCAGAAGUGGAUGACACAAAAGCACUGAUUCAGCCCACUAAAUGUUCGCCUUUGGUUAAUAUAUCAGGACCUCUUGACCAUUCAUCGCCUAAACAGCAAUGGGACAGACUUUACCCUGACAUGAUACAGACAAGCAAUCCACUAACCCAUUCCAGAUCAAAGGAAAGCAUUUGUAGCAUACGGAGAGCGUCUUCAGUACAUGACAUAGAAGGCUUUAACGUCCAUCCCAAGAACAUUUUUAGGGACCGUCAUGCAAGUGAAGACAAUGGUCGCAAUGUCAAAGUUUCACGUUCCUGGAUGGCAGGGGGGCCUUUUAACCAUAUCAAGUCAAGUUUGUUGGGAUCCACAUCGGAUUCAAAUCUCAACAAAUACAGUACAAUCAACAAAAUUCCUCAACUCACCCUGAAUUUUUCAGAUAUCAAAAGUGAAAAAAAAUCUUCAUCUCCUCCUUCUUCAGAGAAAGCAAUUAUUGCACCUAAAGUGAAAGAUCGAACGCACAAUGUAACAGAGAAGGUUACCCAGGUUCUGUCCUUAGGGGCUGAUGUUCUACCAGAAUAUAAACUCCAGACACCUCGCAUCAACAAGUUUACUAUAUUGCACUAUAGUCCUUUUAAAGCUGUCUGGGACUGGCUCAUUUUGCUGCUGGUAAUAUAUACUGCAAUCUUCACCCCUUACUCUGCUGCCUUCCUUCUGAAUGAUAGCGAGGAACGGAAGAGAAGAGAGUGUGGAUAUUCUUGCAGCCCACUGAAUGUUGUAGACUUAAUUGUGGAUAUUAUGUUUAUCAUUGACAUUCUAAUCAACUUCAGAACAACAUAUGUAAACCAGAAUGAAGAAGUGGUAAGUGACCCAGCAAAAAUAGCAAUUCACUACUUCAAAGGCUGGUUCCUAAUUGACAUGGUUGCUGCAAUACCUUUUGACCUGCUGAUUUUUGGCUCUGGCUCUGAAGAGACAACAACAUUAAUAGGUCUUCUGAAGACAGCUAGACUGCUGCGUUUGGUGAGGGUAGCACGGAAAUUGGACAGAUAUUCAGAAUAUGGUGCUGCAGUUCUGAUGCUCCUUAUGUGCAUAUUUGCACUAAUUGCACACUGGCUUGCUUGUAUUUGGUAUGCCAUUGGAAAUGUAGAAAGACCUUACCUGGCACAUAAGAUUGGCUGGUUGGAUUCUUUAGGAGAACAAUUAGGAAAGCAUUACAAUAAGAGUGAUGCAAGCUCUGGACCAUCCAUCAAGGACAAAUAUGUUACAGCACUUUAUUUUACAUUCAGCAGUCUGACAAGUGUAGGAUUUGGAAAUGUGUCUCCAAACACCAACUCAGAGAAAAUCUUCUCCAUCUGUGUUAUGUUGAUUGGCUCAUUAAUGUAUGCUAGUAUUUUUGGAAACGUAUCUGCAAUAAUCCAAAGACUCUAUUCGGGAACUGCACGGUAUCACAUGCAGAUGCUGAGAGUAAAGGAGUUUAUACGCUUUCAUCAAAUCCCUAAUCCUCUGCGGCAGCGACUUGAGGAAUACUUCCAGCAUGCGUGGACGUACACCAAUGGCAUUGACAUGAACAUGGUCCUGAAGGGGUUUCCAGAAUGCUUACAAGCUGACAUUUGUCUGCACCUCAACCAAAAUUUGCUCCAGAAUUGCAAAGCUUUCCGAGGGGCCAGUAAAGGCUGUCUUCGAGCUUUGGCUAUGAAAUUUAAGACAACACAUGCACCUCCUGGAGACACGCUAGUGCACUGUGGAGAUGUUCUCACUGCUCUUUAUUUUGUGUCAAGAGGCUCCAUUGAAAUCCUUAAGAGUGACAUUGUUGUAGCCAUUCUUGGAAAAAAUGAUAUUUUUGGAGAGAUGGUACAUCUUUAUGCAAAACCAGGAAAGUCAAAUGCAGAUGUGAGAGCUUUAACAUACUGUGACUUGCAUAAGAUACAGCGAGAAGAUCUACUAGAAGUUUUGGAUAUGUACCCUGAAUUCUCUGAUCUCUUCCUCACCAACCUAGAACUGACUUUUAAUUUGAGAGAUGAAACUGCAAAGUCUGACCUUGUAAUAAGAUCACAAACUACUAAUGAUACGGAUGGAGAGAACUGCAAACUACGAAGACGGAAAUUGUCCUUUCAAAGUGAAAUAGAGAAAGAUUAUUUCAAAGAGAAUGAUCAGAAUGAUCCUGAACCCUCAGGGGACAACAACAGAUAUUAUCAAUCUAUUAAGAAACACUUUGAGGAGAAAAAAAGUGGCUCGUCAUCCUUUGUGUCCUCCAUUGAAGAUGAGCAAAAACCCCUGUUCACUGGAAUAGCUGACUACCCAUCUGUAACAGAGAAAACGACAGAGGUGGACUUUGAAGAAAUGGUUCAUGCAACAGAAGAAAUUCUUAUUGACAAAAGAAGUAAUUCUUGCAAAGAUAUUGCUGAUAAAAGAAACUGGGAGGAGAACAUCAGGGAGUACCAAGACUCCCCAAGUCAGUCAGCAUUACCCCAUGUUACGUGGGGCAUCUGCGAUACUGAAAGUGACUAUGUAUAUGGGGAAGUGGAGAAUCGAUUAGACUUACUUCAAGAACAACUCAACAGGCUUGAAUCCCAGAUGACUGCUGAUAUCCAAACCAUCCUGCAGCUUCUGCAAAGGCAGUCAACGCUCAUUCCACCUGCCUAUAGCAUGGUGACUGCAGGGGCAGAAUAUCAACAGCCAGCAAUUCGGUUUACACAAAAGCUUCAUCCUGUAGCAUCAAUUAAAACAGACAGAAGUUUCAGUCCUUCAUCUCAGUGUCCUGAAUUUCUAGACCUUGAAAAAUCAAAACUUAAAUCCAAAGAAUCCCUCUCAAGUGGAGUGCAUCUUAACACUGCCUCAGAAGACAACCUGGCUUCUUUUUUAGAUCAAGAACGUGACCGGUCUGUAGAGCAUCCCCCACAGCGUUGUAAAACUUAUCUCCCGCCAGUUAGGCACCCUUCCUUGCCAGAAUCUUCACUAAGCACUGUAGGAAUCUUGAGUCUUCAUAGGCAUGUUUCCGAUCCUGGUCUUCCUGGGAAAUAAUACUUUUAUACUAUUACUUCACAUAAAAAUGUAAGUGCUUUUAAUGGCUGUUUUUCCUUUUUUGUAUUUAAAUCCUCUAUACUUGACUCAGGGGCUACAAGGAAUAUACCAUUAUAUGCAAAAGUACUGUAUAUUUUCCUAAAUCUGAAGCUUGUAAGGUAAAGUUGAGCAGUUCUGAUGUAAAUAUAUAUACAUACACACACACUAACUGUAUGUUCUAAACGUAAAACUGCCAGCAUUCUCAAGGCACCUUAUAUUUUUAUUUAUUUUUUAAAUAACAUGCAUGUUCUGAAAUUACAGUUUACGUUGCAUGGAGAUGACUAUUUACUGCUGUCAUGGAAACAGUAUUUUAUUGUGGAUAUGUUUUCAGAACAAAUAGGAGACCAAUAACAAUAAUUCACACAGAAAAAACUCCAACCUGACCAAUCUAAAAUUCAAGUAAAAUCUUCUGCUCACUUUUGAAAAUUGGAUUAUCUUUCUUGUAGUGAGCUUUUUACUAUAAGUGGCAAUGAUUCUGCAUCUAAAGAAAGAACAAAUAAUGUAACCAAGUCUUCUGGGUUCAAAACAAUUAGGACAUAGAAACCAGUCUCCUUCCAAACCAGUUAAAGCAACACGGUACUUUAACAAGACAGGAAAACAGCCAUGUGCUGGAAGAUAUCACCAUAAAUUGCAUCCAUAAAAACACAUAUAUUAAUUGAAUAGUUUGUUUCCAGUGUUAUUAUUUUUUUAAUUCACAUCAAAGAAGAUAGCUAUCAUGAGCAGGCAGGUACUCUUCAUGUGUCACACAAACAUAAUCAAAUGCAAUAAAUCUAAUUUCUAUAUAAUACAGAAGACUGUGUUCCUUUUGUUCAAUACAAAUUAUUAACAACCUGUAUAAUUAAAAAAUACUUAAAUUCUUGGUUUAAAAUUAUAAGGGUGGUUGUUUGCAGUUCUCUCUUUUUACUGACUGGCCCCUCUACAAUGAUCCUAGAUAGGGUAUAGCUGUAUGUGGACACACAUACCACACACACAUUCCUGGAUGUGUGCAUGUGUGUAUAUUAUAUAUGUACAUUAUGUACAUGUGUGUACGUGUGUGUAUGUUUAUAUACAAACAUAUACACAAGUGUGUGUAUAUACCUACACUUACAUGUAGGAGUAUAGAUAUAGUUAUAUAUAUGUAUAUAUGUAAGAUCACUCUGAGGAACAAUUGUAAACUUUCUUAUUACAAAAGAAAUAAGUUUAGCUUGUGUCCAAAGCUGACUACAUUAGAAUAAAAUGAUUUAAGGUCUGUAGGCUUUAAAUACAGUAUGUACUGUAUAUGCAUAAUGCUUUGUGAAUACUUAGAUUUAAUUUUAUUAAAAUAUUAUUCUGCUUCAAAUGCUGUGUUUAUUUUAGAAGGAACUGAUCUUUUUAUUACUGUUUUUAAAUAUUAAAAAAUGUUCACAUGAUUUUGUAAUCUUAAAGCUUUACUAUGAAAUUCCUCUAGGAAGAGAACUGAAUUCAAAAAAGAAUGUAACCCAGUUAGUGGGUGAGCAGUGAAAUUCUAACUAAAAAUCCCUCUGCUCUAAACCAGCGUGGAGUAAUUCUAUAGUGGUUGACCCUCAAAUUAAGAGUUACCUAUAUUAUGUGUUAGGGUCAGAAUAAUACGUAAGACACUUAGUCAUUCACAGUCAAUAAACACAAGGUGGCUGCAUUUUCUCUCAUUUAAAAUUAGUGUCAAAAUACCAAGCAACACUCUGCCUUAUCUUUGCAUAUAAAGAUACCAAAAUAAAUUAACUAAAUAUCUCUAAGUUAAGAGAACCCAACCCUUCUCAUACAUGAUCAAAUCAUCUUCUGCCUCACAUUGGUUGACUGUUGAUAGGUGCAUAUCUUACAACAUGCUGAUGGCUCUUACUUCUACUGCAAUGAUGGGAGUUAUGCACUUUUUAGUGCCUUUAGUGCAGGAUCAGAUCUUACAUGAUAGCAUCACUGGGCCAGCUAGAAUCUCCGCCUGCAUAUACUCCAUUAAAAGAGGAGUGCUGAAUAACAAAGUCAAAUAGCGCUUUUUUUUUUUCCUUCAAUAGCAAGCAUUAGCAACAACUGCUGUAUCUCAGUCUAGUAGCUAAUACUAACAUCCAUUACAAAGAACAAGUUAGCAUAUUGUCUAAAGAAGUAUUUGUGGUUGUGCCACAUUUAAAGGGUCUGGAAUGUUAAAAAUAAAAUGAAUGAAAAGAGUAUAAUGUAUGAACAUUACUUUACUAAAUGCAUUUUGCCCAGUUUCAUCAUUUGGAAUUUCAUAUUUAUGCCAAGAGACUGAGCAAAACAGGUGAACUGGGGAAGGAGAAGAUGGGGAAGAGGAAAAGCAACAACUGCCACAAUUGUUCCAAGUGAAGGAAAAGCUCCAUCCUUGUAUUGGCUUUAAAAGGCUUUGUUUCUUUCCUUCUCUUUGUCUGUGUUUACUCAAAAGGAAAAUCUGAAAUGGGGGCAACUAAGGGAGACUGCAUAGUUACAGAAAUUCUAAGUUCCCUAGAUAUCUGGCAACAAGUGAAGAAACAAAACACAGAUGACAACUCGAUUAGCGGUAGUCUAUCUGUCCCUCCCUUGCCAAAGACAGACCUGCCUUCUCAGAUACCUUCUUUUCUUGUUUAAGUACAGUGAAAUAAAUGAAGACCCACUGCUUCAAGCCUUUUUUCUUCUAGAGACAGGUACAAACCACUGUUUUUAGAAAUAGGAACAGCAAAAAUUAUUUUUUAUUUUUAUCUUUUUUGGGCAGGGCUCCCUUUAAAUGCAGUCCAUUUCUAACUAGGUAGAAAUUGCUCUGUGUUACCCAAAUAAAGCUAGGAAUAACACAAGGCUUGCAUACCCAUGCAUCAAUACACAGCUAUUCUAACAUAUCCAUAGCAUCUUUCAAAAAUUUAGGAGAUUUUGGUAUUGCUUAUGCUUGAGCCUAAGAAGACUUAUCUUGGCUAUUUAUAUUUAAAACGUGUUGGUAAAAAUACAUAAUACAUUAUAACCCACAGAUGCAGAGUAAUAUCCUGAUAAUUCAUGAAUAGCUAUUGUACUGAAAUAUCAAAGUAAUCAGGACAAUCACUCCAACUACAAGAGUUAUCAUUCAGGCUAUACAUACCCUGCGCUACGUCUGCUGCAGAAUAACGAACUUGCUUGUAGAAACCUGCUGCCAAAUUCCUCUUGUACUAUCCUCAAUCAAGUCCAGAUUAGUUCUAUUCAAGUCAAAGAGGUAUCUGCCCUUUACCUCUUAAAAAGCAGAGCUUCCAGAUUCAGUAUGAGUUAACUAACAAUGUUGUACUAAGAGCAUUACAGUGACUGACAAAGCAAGUACUAAUCUGGUGCCUAUCUCCACUAAGAAGACCAAGUGCAAAGUUAAUUAAAAUAGGUCUGAUAAGGAAAGGCCUGUAUGCCAAGUCUGCUGUAAGUACUGACUACUCGUUUGCAUUUUCUGUUUUACUAUAUUUUACUGACAGUAAUUUGAGACUUUAUUCCAACCUGCAUCAUUACUUGCAGCUACUCCAAAUGGUUGCAAUCGUAUGUUUACCAAAGUUUCCCAAGUUGCCUUUCUUUCUCCUCUUUUUGCAUGCAGGAAAAGAAAAUGCAAACUCCAUGUUCCUUAUCUGUUUACUUCUCUUACCUCAUUAUCGCUAAUGCAAAGCCCACUAAGAAUAUAGGUGGAUGAAAUUCUGUUAUCUGUAGUAUCUAGCAGCUGUGCACAAAUACCAAGGAACCUAGUCUCACUUUCAAAUUUAACAUGCUUCAAAUGUAAACAUCUAAUGCAAAUACUAAUUUUAAACUGUAAAAUUGCUUCAGACCUGAAACAGACUUGGUAUGCAGCCAUUGACAUAAAUAAAUUUUAAGUAGCCUCUUACCUACUUUAGAUAAGAGCAUGCAUAAUGUCCUUUAUAUGUGAUUAUUCUGAACCUAGAGUUCCCUUAAGUUGGAAUGGUAACGUACUCAUGUCAUACAGCAGUCAAUGCAUCACAUAUACUACAUCUCCUCCGUGCAUCAAUUUUUUUCUAAGCUUGAAAAGAAGACUAUUAGAGAACUUAACCAACAAAUAGCUUAACAGGAGAAAAAUAAACACAAUCCACAAAUAGAUCACCUAUGCAAGUCAUCACCAUGCUCAGUUUUAUCAACGAUACUAAAGGAGCAUGUCCUAAACCUUGUAAUUGCAUGAAGGCAUCACUAUGGCAAGCUUACUUUCUCUCAUUGUAUAUCUGUGUAUGAGUAGUAGAUGGAAAUGCAUUAUUAAUGAGGAAACAUUUUUCUUCAUCUAGCUACUUGUAUUUUUUUUUAAUGCCCACUUGGGAAGUUUUGAUUAUUAAUGAAUACAGAAUGUAGCUAUUCUCUUUGGAAUGGAAAUUAGAUGGACCAAAUUAAAGUCUCCUGCUGGAUGGAUUUGCCCCUUUUAUGUAUUAUUUACAUUUUCUAUACUGAAACUUCAUGAUAUUGUAAAGCUGAAAAUACAAAAAAGUUGGAAAAUUUAAUCUAGAUAAAUACUUCACUAUUAUGAACUGUGGCAAAUCCUGUUUGUAUAACAGGUUUUUAUAUAAUACAGUUAAUAUAAGUUUUAUUUUGCUUUCAGAAAAGAUUUCCUGGAAAAAUGUUUACUGUACAAAUAAAAGCACUUGUACACUGCACAUAUUCAGUAUUUUAUAUCACCAUAAAAUAUAUUUGCAAGAAGUCUAAAUAUGCACAAAUAAACGUAUUACACUUA